This is a messenger RNA of Desarmillaria tabescens, 892 nucleotides long. RefSeq lists its product as uncharacterized. The record is from RefSeq and is a predicted model, not a curated record. Lineage: Eukaryota; Fungi; Basidiomycota; Agaricomycetes; Agaricales; Physalacriaceae. The transcript has 6 exons. The coding region runs from base 128 to 580 and encodes 150 amino acids. Gene Ontology annotation, molecular function: RNA binding. Gene Ontology annotation, cellular component: nucleus.
CGAUAUCACGUUUUUUUUCCUCCUCUCCUUCUUUCUGCCCCCAGUACCGGUCUGUCUCGGUUUCGUUCUGUUCCCUACAGUCUCGGUUUUCAGUGUCCGGAUACGUCUAUUGUAUUAAAGGACAAUCAUGUCUACAAAAGUAUACGUUGGCAAUUUGAGUUGGAAUACGACCGAUGAUUCCCUCCGUCAAGCCUUUUCUCAAUUUGGCACGAUCCUUGAUUCGAUCGUCAUGCGUGACCGCGAGAGCGGCCGUUCUCGAGGAUUUGGGUUUGUGACCUAUGGGGACCCCCAGGAAGCUCAGGGAGCUAUUGACGGUCUCCAUGAGCAAGAGCUCGAUGGCAGGCGCAUCAAAGUUAAUCUAGCUAACGCUCGAGGCGGCGGAGGCGGCGGUGGAUACUCAGGCGGCGGUGGAAGCUAUGGUGGUGGAGGCUACAGUGGUGGAGGAGGCUACGGAGGAGGCGGCUAUGGCGGUGGCCAAGGUGGUUAUGGCAGUGGCCAAAGUGGCUACGGCGGUGGCCAGAGUGGCGGAGGAUAUGGAAGCGGAGGUUACCAAGGUGGAGGCUACAGCGGUGGCUACUGAAUCAUGUUGCCACCUACUGCCACCUCAAGCUGAUAUGUUUUCUUCAAUUUUCUUUAUCUCAUUUUCCUGUCCACCGCGGUCGCGCUGUAUCUACUAAUGUAGUCCCCUGCCAUCGUUGUCUGUUCUUAUCCCUCACAUGCUCCUUACCAUUACCACUCCUUGCACGUCGUUUUUGUUCGUUGGUGACUCGGUUUCGGCUUGUGUACUAUUACUUGUACUUACUUGGUUCCCCUCGCAUGGGAUGUAUGGCUGUAUUAUUUGCAACAAAUGAAGCUGCUUGAAUGGUACUUGACUUGGUUGAUGUUUGUUCAU